This is a messenger RNA of Chelmon rostratus (copperband butterflyfish), 789 nucleotides long. It is a transcript of the gene alx4b, whose product is annotated as ALX homeobox 4b. The coding region runs from base 1 to 789 and encodes 262 amino acids. Gene Ontology annotation, molecular function: RNA polymerase II transcription regulatory region sequence-specific DNA binding; DNA-binding transcription activator activity, RNA polymerase II-specific. The record is from RefSeq and is a predicted model, not a curated record. Gene Ontology annotation, biological process: regulation of transcription by RNA polymerase II. NCBI's taxonomy places the organism in Eukaryota, Metazoa, Chordata, Actinopteri, Chaetodontiformes, Chaetodontidae. The transcript has 3 exons.
AUGAACGCAGCGUGCGUCUCAUACUGCGAUAUGACAUCGAUGGAUUCAUAUUAUAGCACGUCUACUGCGCAAGGUAGGGAUCACCAGGCGAACCCGUUCAGGACUUUCCCGACCACUGAAACCAAAUACAGCCCCACGUUCAUUCCGGGGAAAGGGCAGCCUUACGGAGAGAAGUCCCGGAGUCCUUUCCAGCCGGAGUGCCAGUCAUUGGAUGGCGCUGAGGAGGGCACCUUCAACAAAUACCAGCUCUACAUGCAGCGGCCGACCUGCAAAACUCCGCCCGAAGGCAGCAAGCUUCACCCGGACAGCGGACUCAACGGGACGCUCAUUCCCUGCUAUGGUGAGUGCGCACAAGAGAGAGCCAAGUGGAGGAAGAGGGAGCGCUUUGGCCAGAUGCAACAGGUCCGGACACACUUCUCUACUGCUUAUGAGCUGCCUCUACUGACUCGGCCUGAGAACUAUGCACAGAUCCAGAACCCUACGUGGAUCGGGAGCAGCAGUGGAGCAUCUCCUGUGCCGGGUUGCGUUGUACCUUGUGACUCCGUCACCUCUUGCAUGCCGCCUCACCCUCAUGGUCCCGGAGGCGUCACUGACUUCCUGGGCGUGCCCAGUCCAGGGAGCAGCCACAUGGGACAGACACAUAUGGGCAGCCUUUUUGGAGGUCCUGGGAUGGGCGGUGGAAUCAAUGGCUAUGAUCUCAAUGUUGAUCCAGACCGCAAGUCCUCCAGCAUAGCUGCGCUGCGUAUGAAGGCCAAGGAACACAGUGCAGCCAUCUCUUGGGCUACAUGA